AUGGCUAAGUGGUUCAGUGAUGUGCAGGCAGCCAAUGGAGAGUCAGAAGGUGAGGGUGAUGGGGACAAGGAGGAGAGGGCUUGUUUGCCUUCCAUGGCCUGCCACCUUCCUGCCUGGAAACCAAUGACUCUUAAGACAUUGUCUGGUGAGGCUACUAAACCACGCCUCCAAAAACGUUCAAAGUGUGUGAUGGAGGAAGAGGAGCAACCUAUGGAACAGCUUGCUGAUGCAGCGGAAGACACUGUACCCAAUGAUAGAGCCAUCAACAUUGAUUUGGUGGAGGAGUAUCAACCAUAUAUAGUGUUGAAGCUUGUUUGUAUUAGCGACUAUCACAGUAUGUAG
Mycena citricolor is the source of this 342-nucleotide messenger RNA. NCBI's taxonomy places the organism in Eukaryota, Fungi, Basidiomycota, Agaricomycetes, Agaricales, Mycenaceae. The record is from the annotation of a GenBank genome assembly.